AUGGGAUCCGUAGUCAUUCCUCACCUUGUCACCGGCUGGCACGUCGAUCAAGCAAUCCUCUCGGAAGAUGAACGGCUCGUUGUCAUUCGUUUUGGCCGCGACUGGGAUCCCGACUGCAUGCGCAUGGAUGAAGUCCUCUACAAGAUAGCCGAUCGAGUCAAGAAUUUUGCCGUCAUCUAUGUUUGCGACCUCGACCAGGUCCCCGAUUUUAAACAAAUGUACGAGCUCUACGACCCUGUCACCCUGAUGUUCUUUUUCCGCAACAAGCACAUGAUGUGUGACUUCGGUACCGGUAACAACAACAAAUUGAAUUGGGUUUUGGAGGACAAACAAGAGUUGAUUGAUAUCAUUGAAACAAUCUACAAGGGGGCGAAAAAAGGCAGGGGCUUGGUGGUGUCGCCGAAAGACUACUCAACACGAUACCGGUAUUGA
Messenger RNA from Capronia epimyces CBS 606.96, 432 nucleotides. RefSeq names its product thioredoxin-like protein 4A. The transcript has a single exon. The record is from RefSeq and is a predicted model, not a curated record. NCBI's taxonomy places the organism in Eukaryota, Fungi, Ascomycota, Eurotiomycetes, Chaetothyriales, Herpotrichiellaceae. Gene Ontology annotation, cellular component: U5 snRNP; spliceosomal complex; U4/U6 x U5 tri-snRNP complex. Bases 1 to 432 code for a protein of 143 amino acids. Gene Ontology annotation, biological process: mRNA splicing, via spliceosome.